AUGUCCUUCUCCAAGCACACCAUGGUUCUCAACCUCUGUGCGUUGUAUUUGGUCGCAGCGCUUUUCGCGUUUACUCGGGCGCAGAAAGCCAAUACUUCACCGCUGAUUAUUGCGCCUAGCGGGAAGUGGGACGGUGCAGACGGCCCUUGGUCAACGUUCAACUUCGGAGUUGGUGAUCCUAUACAACCUUUUCGAUGCCUCCCCGGUAUAUCGUUUCCGUUCAUCGUUCUGCCCGUGCAAAGCGAUUGGUGCAACGAAACCUGCGAAGCGCAGACAACCAUUUUUCGUCCCGAGGGGUCCUCGACGUGGCGCAUUGCAGGCUUAUGGAGCGUAAACGGAUAUGACGACAUAACCGGAUAUGACGACGGUAGUUCGACGUCUAACGACUCCUCUGCUAUAUUUGGCGUUGAUAGCGUAUCCCUCGGACACCGUACGAAAGAUAUUUUGAUUUCUCAGUACUAUGUCCUUGGCAGCCGGUCCAAAAGAUUCUACGUUGGUACAUUUGGCCUCGCGGUCGGCUCAUCCUGGCUUUCAAAAGAGAUUGAUAAACCUAAAGUUUUGGACAGCUUGUAUGACGCUGCACACUCGAUUCCUAGUCGAAGCUUCGGCUACACGGCAGGGUCUGCCACGAGGAACAUAUUGGGCAGUCUAGUUUUGGGCGGAUACGACGCAUUGCGAUUCGAUGAUUCAACAACAACAACCUGGUCCUUUGUGAGUGCGCAGAACACCACGUGCAUCGUACAACUGGCUGGUAUCAGUGUCACGAACACGGGCGACACUGUCACAGAACCUCAGACCUACAACGCAGAUUUCACUCCAGGACCGAUCAGAAUCGACUCCUCAGUCCCCCAAAUCUGGCUACCAGAACAAGCAUGCAAGGUAUUCGAAAUAACCUUCGGGCUCACCUGGGACAACUCGUUGAAGCUAUAUCUAAUCAACGAAACGACGCACGAGCGACUGACACGCGAUAAGCCCGCGGUACGAUUUACCCUAAAUUCUGGAACAAAAUCGGUCAACUAUACAUUUCCAUACACAGCUUUCACUCUAACACUUGCCUUCCCGUUUGUUGAUAAGUCCACAUACUACUUCCCAUUGAAACGAACUUCAAAUCCCACGCAAUAUAUGCUCGGUCGCGCCUUCCUACAGGAAACAUACAUAACAGUGGACUACGAACGCUCAAACUUCAGCAUAAGCCAAGCGUAUCCAGACGGUGGCUCCACCAUGAUAGUUUCUAUACAAAAUACGACCUUCCUUCUAUCUCCGAGCCCUGAUUCGAACGAAUCCAACGGACUCUCCACGGCAGCCUAUGUGGGUAUUGGCGUCGGCGCAGGCAUCGGGGCGCUGGUAGCGGUCGGUGUGCUUGUGGCAUGGAGGCAACGAUGGCGCCGGAACAAUGGAAAUCUGCGCGAUUAUUUUAGAAAAGCGGAGUUGCAUGGCGAUCAUAGGCCGAGGGUGGAGGUUAUGGGCAAAGAGAGGCUAGAGCUGGGUGCUGCGUCGAGUACCUCCACCUACAAAACAAUGAAGAAGGAGAUAUCAGAGCUGGAGACUGUGGAAUAUGCGGUUGAGAUGAGUGGUGGGGAGGCGCUGGCAGUCCCAGGUAUUACUCUGCUGCAUGAACUGCCUGGUCGUGAUGAAAGCGAGCGGAGUGUUUAGUGUCCAUAUUAUUGAAAAUCACAUCUGAAUAGCGACC
Molecule: messenger RNA, 1690 nt
Organism: Didymella exigua CBS 183.55
Lineage: Eukaryota; Fungi; Ascomycota; Dothideomycetes; Pleosporales; Didymellaceae
Product: acid protease
Exons: 3
Coding region: 1-1653 (550 amino acids)
Source: RefSeq, a predicted model, not a curated record